Molecule: messenger RNA, 484 nt
Organism: Acaulospora morrowiae
Lineage: Eukaryota; Fungi; Glomeromycota; Glomeromycetes; Diversisporales; Acaulosporaceae
Source: the annotation of a GenBank genome assembly
GACACACCACAAAAGAAUCAGAUGGAAACUAUUGCCUAUCGUGGUGCCCCUCACGAACUCAAAACCCAAUGAUCGUAGUUGGAUGCGGCAAUCAAAACAGCGCCAAAAUUUUCCGACAAGAUUCAUCACAAAAAUGGCUAUCUCAUGAAAUAUUGGAUGGACAUAUGAUGCCUGUGUAUGAUGUUAGCUGGGCUCCCAGUAUGGGAAGGAGUUACCAUCUUAUUGCUACCGCAUCUAAAGAUCAUCACGUUAGAAUCUUCAAACUAGUAGAUAACAAAAAAGAUGGUUUCGACGUCACGCCUGUCGCCCAACUUCCAGAUCACAAUGUAGAGGUUUGGAAGGUUGAAUGGAAUGUAACGGGUACUAUAUUGUCAUCAUCGGGCGACGAUGGGAAAGUUCGAUUGUGGAAAUAUUCGCUCCAAUCUGGAGAAUGGAAAUGCAUGAACACCAUAUAUUAUGAUCGGCAGCCAGAAAGUAUGGAAAU